Molecule: messenger RNA, 835 nt
Organism: Rosa rugosa (rugosa rose)
Lineage: Eukaryota; Viridiplantae; Streptophyta; Magnoliopsida; Rosales; Rosaceae
Exons: 3
Coding region: 168-686 (172 amino acids)
Biological process (GO): translation
Cellular component (GO): ribosome
Molecular function (GO): small ribosomal subunit rRNA binding; structural constituent of ribosome
Source: RefSeq, a predicted model, not a curated record
CGACGCGAACUAAAACCCUCAGUCGUCGUUCCUCACUCUCUUCACCGCCAUGGCUUCUCUGUAAAACCCACCUCUUACUCUAUUCCGUUCUGAAGGAUCUGCUCGCUCUCUAUCUCUGAAGCUCUCACGGUCCUACUACAAAGGUGAAAAAAAAUUUAGGAAGAAAUAUGCCUCUGUAUGAUUGUAUGCUCCUGGCGAAGCCGCAUGUAAAGAAGGAGGCUCUGUUGGACCUGGUUGCGAGAGUAAGCAAGCAUGUUUUCCGACGAAAUGGGGUUAUUACUGACAUGAAGUCCUUCGGCAAUGUGCACUUGGGUUAUGGUAUUAAGAAGCUUGAUGGCAGAUUUUAUCAGGGUCAACUGAUGCAGAUGACUAUGAUGGCUACACCUAACAUGAACAAGGAGCUGCAUUACCUCAACAAGGAAGAUCGGUUGCUACGCUGGCUCUUGGUUAAACACCGAGACACAAAGUAUGGCAUGGAGUUUCUUAGCGAACAGGAUACCAGAAAUGAAAUUAAUAAGUUUCAUCGGGGCAGCAUAUAUGAUAUGGUUGAAGAUGAUGACGACGACGACGACGAUGACGAUGAUGAAUAUGAUGUGGACCGGGAAGGAAAUAAUAUGGCUGAAGACGAUGACGACGAUGAUGAUGAAUAUGAUGUGGACCAGGAAGGAAAGCAGAUUGAUGGAUGAUGGAUGUCAGGAUGAUCCUCCAUUAGCGUUCUGUUCAGAUUUCUUAUUUAUGUUUGUCAUAAAAUUUUGUAGCAGCAACUGUUGUGAAUUAUAUGUUGGGUGAAUAUUGUCUUAUCAACGUGUUAGAUGCUCUGAGCUUUUAGUUUUCA